UUGCGUUCCCUCAACUUGCUUCUGUUUUCUGGCCCAAAAAAAAACUUGCUUCUGUUUUAAUUUACCUCGUUACAUACGACUCUCACAUGCUCGCUUUACAUUAGAGCUCCUCUGCGAAGUGUCAUUUAUUUAUUGUGGUUUUCGGAUAUCACCCUCAGGGUAAAAAAAGAAGAUUCUAUUCAAAUUUUCUCGGAAAAUCGUCUGCGGUGCAUGAUCUUAAGCCCAUGAAUUCGAAGUGCGUGCAUAAAACGAAGAGAACCCUUGUUCCAGAGUGGAGUUAUGGACAUGCAUAAGUCUGGCGCGAAUGCAUUGUCAGCGAUACAUGACCCAGUGUUUCUUUCACGAGAAUGUUGCGUCAAUUUGGAUUUGGAAUCAGUCGAUCAACGCUUUGUUAAGAUCAUGCAAAACCAUCAGUGAAGCACUCCAAAUUCAAGCACAGGUCAUCGUCAAUGGCCGUCAUGACGAUUUGUUCGUCUUGAGCGGGCUGAUCUCAUUCUUCGCUUUGUCAGGAUCUAGAAAUGGCCUGCAUCAUUCUCGAGUUCUUUUUUCCCAAAUUAAUUUUCCAGAUGUAUUCAUAUGGAAUGCCAUGAUCAGGGGUUACUCUCUCAGUGAUGCACCUGAAGAUGCGAUAUUUCUCUACCAGUCAAUGCUUGAUGAAGCAGUUGAAUCGCCUAAUGAAUUUACCUUCCCUUUCCUACUGAAGUCCUGUGUCAGGUUGUCACGGCUGCAAAUAGGCCGUCAGGUUCAUUGCCACAUUUUAAAGAAUGGGUUCGGAUCAGAUAUCUAUAUUGCGAAUGCCUUGUUGCAUCUGUAUUGUGCUUUCAGAGAUACAAGGAAUGCCUGCCAUGUAUUUGAGGAAAGUCCUGUUAGAGACUCUGUUUCAUAUAACACUAUGAUUACUGGGUACGCACAAGCUGGUUUAGCUCGUUCUUCUCUUAAACUUUUCAAAAAAAUGCGGGAACUAUACAUCUCUCCUGAUGAGUAUACCAUUGUUGCUUUAUUAUCUGCUUGCUCAUCACUUGCUGAUCCUAUUGCUGGGAAGCAGAUACAUUGUUUAGCAUAUAUAAUCUUGGGUUCUAUAGGUAAAAAUAUUUUACUGGUGAAUACGCUUGUCGAUAUGUAUGCAAAAUGUGGGUGCCUAAAAAUAGCAGAAAGAGUUUUAAACACGAUGGGAACUAGCAAAAGUAUUGCAGCGUGGACUUCUGUGGUCGGUGGAUAUGCUCUGUGCGGAGAAAUUGAGGUCGCUAGGCGGGUUUUUGACCAAAUGGGUGAACAAGAUGUAGUUUCUUGUACAGUUAUGAUUAGCAGUUACUCUCGUGCUGGAUAUUUUCAGGAAGCAUUAGAAUUGUUUGUACAGCUGGAGGAUAUGGGGAGACAACUGGAUGUGAAAUCUGUAGUUGCUGCUCUUUCUGCAUGUACACGACUUGGUGCUCUGGAGUUGGGAAGAAGAAUUCACCUUAAAUAUGCUAAAAGUUGGUCAUUUGGUGAACACGGGGACUUCACUUCUGCUGCUGUUGAUAUGUAUGCAAAGUGCGGUGACAUAGAUACUGCAAUGGAUAUUUUCCGUAAAACACCUGACAAUCUGAAAACUACUCUCCUAUAUAAUUCCAUUAUCUCUGGUCUUGCUCAUCAUGGACUCGGUAAAACUGCUAUUACAAUUUUCCAAGAAAUGAAGUUGAUAGGAUUAAGGCCAAAUGAAAUAACAUUUGUAGCAAUCUUGAGUGCCUGUGGCCAUAGUGGUUUAGUUGAGGAAGGUGAGAAGUUGUUUGAAUCUAUGAUGACAAUCUACGGUAUCCACCCAAAAAUAGAGCAUUAUGGCUGUAUGGUAGAUCUUUUUGGGAGGGCUGGUUGCUUGAAUGAAGCAUAUGAUAUGAUUAAGAUCAUGCCAUGCAAGGCCAAUUCCGUGAUCUGGAGAGCACUUUUAGGUGCUUGCAAGAUCUAUGGAGACGUGGAACUGGCUAAAAUUGCUGGCCAAGAGCUUCUUGCGAUGGAACCUUACCAUGGAGCCCGUUAUGUGAUGUUAUCUAACAUGCUAGCCGAUAUGGAUCAGCAUGAAGAAGCUACUCGUGUGAGGGAACCAAUAGACGAUGUUGCCAUCCAGAAGCCACCUGGUUGGAGCUAUGUGGAACUGAAUGGAGCAAUUCAUAAGUUUCUGGCAAGCAAGAGGUCCCACCUCGAAGACAGAGCGACGGAGUUGAUGCUCAGGGAUGUGUACAUGGGACUGAAAUCUAUUGGGUAUAUUUUCAGUGCAUCAAAAAUGGUGUUUGAUAUAGAUUGAUAGGAGAUUAGCAACUUCUUUAUUUGAUGAAUUGGAUCGGAUCUUCGAAUCCAUAAUGCUCCUGAGUCCUGUCAACAUAUUCCUAACUAAUGGAUAUGUCUCCUGUGGUGCUUUGAAUCGUACAAUGUUGAAGUGCGACUGUGAAAGUAACAUUCUUCACACACACACACACACACACACUAGUUAUAAUAGAUAUA
Molecule: messenger RNA, 2475 nt
Organism: Prosopis cineraria
Lineage: Eukaryota; Viridiplantae; Streptophyta; Magnoliopsida; Fabales; Fabaceae
Product: pentatricopeptide repeat-containing protein At2g22410, mitochondrial-like
Exons: 1
Coding region: 305-2278 (657 amino acids)
Biological process (GO): RNA modification
Molecular function (GO): RNA binding; protein binding
Source: RefSeq, a predicted model, not a curated record